Messenger RNA from Cercospora beticola, 3129 nucleotides. RefSeq lists its product as uncharacterized. The record is from RefSeq and is a predicted model, not a curated record. NCBI's taxonomy places the organism in Eukaryota, Fungi, Ascomycota, Dothideomycetes, Mycosphaerellales, Mycosphaerellaceae.
CUGAUCAGCAGUCGAGAGCUGUCGCUGCUCUGCCGCUGGCACCGCGACAAGCACACGUAGCUCUGCUAUACAACGCGCCUUCCUCGCAUUGCGUGCGCUCGCUCGUCUGCAAGUGAAGGUGUUGGUGUCACCGCCGCACGCGUUUCAGGGCGGCCCCAGGCAGCAAGCAAGCUGUGAGUGAACGUGCAGUCCCCCGCCCUGCCGCUGCCGCUCUGUACCAGCAAUUCGACGACCACUGCUCCAUUUCCGCCCUCUUCCACCUUGUCACCACUUCACUUUCCUUCACUCCGCCGCGUCCAGUUUUGCCUGCUUGCCGCGACAACACCAAUUGCCAUUGCCAUUGCCAUGGCCGCCGCCCGCCAGGACGCCGACGCCGUGGCCGAGCCCGCCAUGGACUCCCAGCUGACAGGUCAUGUGUCACAGGCUGCCGGUGAAGGUCAACUGUUCUCGCCGCCGUCUUCGCCCUCUCCACCUGAGGCUGCUCAGCACCCGUACAACUUCGACUUCCCCACCUUGGAAGACGACGGCUCUGUGUCGGACCUCACUACCCACCAAGCACGACCCGGACCCUACGCAACUCCUCCAGCCGCUCUGAGCGCACUGGGAAACAAGAACAUGGCCGAUCGCGGCUACACGAGCGAGUCGGAAGGCUCUCUCGCCGACCAAUAUGACAUGAUCGACCACGACGACUUGUCUGAGAUCUCCAACGACGAUCAUGACACCGCCAGCAUCACCUCGAAUGAACAGGACCACGAUGGCCGCUUCACACCAGAACUACCAGAGAGUGAGCAAGAGGAGGACGAAGCACAAUAUGUGGACACCGCACUCGAGUUCCAAGACGUGACUGAUUUGACCAGCGGCACAACUUCCCAUCUGCCCAGUUCGUCGGUGGUCAUGGUUGACUCGUCCACUGCCCAGCAGAUUCAGGCCGAGAACGAGCUGAUCGACAGCUACAUGUCUGAUGAUCUUGAGACACCACGACAGUCCGUUCUGCCAGUGCCAGUGCCAGAACCGAAGGGCCACACUGCUGCCAGCCAGCCCCCACUCAAGAUCCUCUUUGUCUCCAACGAAGAUGAGACCCAGGCCGACAUGGAUCUGAUCGUCUCUCGUGUCACCGCUGCUAUGCGGCCUUCAUCGUCCGACGCUGUCAACCACCACAGGGUGGUCCGCUUGCCCCCAACACCAGCAGAAGCCGACUCAUCAGCCAUGACUGUUGUAUACGGUCCAAACGGCGUCGAAGCAACCGUUCAGCACUGUGUCACUGCUAAGCGCCAAUCGUUCGGUUCAUAUGCUUUCUGUUUGAAGGACCACGACGGCUUCCGACACCCGUGGAUCACGGUCAGUGCAGAUGGCAAGUUUGACGGGCAGAAGCCGGACUUGAUCAUCUAUCACGCACGCCACUACGGAGCUGAGGUUGCUAUGGAGGCAGUGGCCAACUUGAAGGUUCCAAGCUUCGCCAUCCUCGAGAAAGACAUAGGUUAUCUCGAAUCCCGAAUUCCUGGCCUUUCCGGAGCGUCCCAGGUCAUUGUCAAAGGCGAGGACUUCAUAGGGAUGGACCGUGUAGCACUGUCCCGCAAAAUCGGUAAUGUUGUCGGACAAGCACCAAACAAGUCAGUCCCAGAACGCGUAGCGUGGGUCGCCCCAUCGAUCAAAUCGUUCGCAGCGGUGUCAGCCAUCGCAGCUCUCAUCUUCGCCAUGUUCUUCGCGGCUGUACUGUCCCCUGGUGCUGAUCUGGCUUGUGACCUGACUGGUGACCUACUGGCUCGACGCGAAGCAUUAUCCUCCUCUCUAGUCAGUCUCGCGAGCGAGGGCACUCUACCAAAUGCCACCAGUCUUGUGGACAUGAACGAAUUGCUGCCAGAAUGCAGCGAGCACUCGGCCAGUCUUGCGUGCAAGACGGGCGCAGCCUUUGAGUGGCUGCCACCUCACCAUGUGAUGCUCUCCCUGUUGCGCCACAGCAAUGAUUCUCGGCCCGUCAUUCCAAAGUUCUCGAGGUUCUCGGCAUCCAAUCGCAUCGAUGUCGCAUUCAACAUCAACGAGCUCAUUGAUGGGGUAUACCUCCUCACGAUCGACCCAAGUGAGGUUUACGGUGGUAUCGAAUUCAACGCUAGCAGCGCAAAGCCUUCGUGGAGCUUCGCCGCUAUCAAUUAUUAUGGGCCACGCUCGCGGCGGCCGCAGAGUGUUGAAAAGGCCGGCACCGAGGUUGGAACGAGGAUUGGCAACGACAUUGCCUCUAUGACCAAGACCGUACAAAAGCUCAAUGGCAUUCUCUCUCAUGAGAUUGCUGCUAGCGUCCAGGCAACAUGCAACGUCACUUCUCAGCUUGCACUCUACAUGAGCCGUGAAUUGCAGGUAUUCGGCAAGACCACCGGCUCAAUGCUCCACAAAGCUGGACGCGCCAACAAAGAGGUCGCCAAAACCUUCGUCAAAGACUUGACAGUCAUUCAGCAAGAUGUCGUGAAGUUCACGAAGGAUGUUUCGCUGUCAUUCAAGUCUUCCAUGAUGGCAGUCAAGAGUAAUACCAAAGCUUUGAUUCAAUCUCCCCUGGCUCGAUCCCGCCAACGUGUGCAAGAGCUCAAACAAGCUUUGCAAUCCAAGAAGAUUGACAGUGAGGCUGCGAAGGCGGACGUGGUGGACAGGGUAAAGAUCCAGCGACGUCUAAGGAACGCAAUGUCGAAGAUCGAGGCUAAGUAUAAGGCCGCUCGGCCAUACUCCAAUCAACCUGCUGGUUCUAAAGCAUUGCCAAAGGUACCAAAUAGAUGCACGAAGACUGGCAAAAUCCAUGGACAGCGCCUUACUCCUGCUGCUGCUCAGCGCCGUUAGGGAUGGUUCUGAUCAACGGUCGAGCAGUGUAGCAACUGGGAAGGCGUUUGGAUCAACAGGACAAGGCGUAUGUUCAUUUUGCAAGGUUGGGCGUGUUGCAGAACUACAGCAAGACGGUAGGCUAUACGAGUUAUAGCCACGUUUUCGCAUGCGAAAGGCGUAGGAUCAGGCCGCGGGAAAACACGAGAUACCACGUUUGAAACUGCACGAAUACUGUACUGGUUCUGAGAUUGAGAGCUCGUCAUCAGAAGCGCACCAGUUGGAAGCUUUGCGCUUUGCAGAGCAAAAUAAUUCAGACAAUGACAA